UUUCGUGUUUUUGUAUUAUUAUCGCGUUGUGAGGUGUCUUUCACUUUAGUGUUCGAGGUUUGAGUUUUGAGUGACCAAUUUAUCUCUGUUCAGUAAAUGAUGGAAUUUACAUCACAAUUUUUGCAAAUCAGUGUUGUGACGGGUGUUUGAAGAACUAUUUAAAUGACAUGAAGGUUUUUUUUGUAGUAUUUUAUUUGGUAGGAGGCUUCGGCCUCAGUUCACUUGAGAAUGCGGGUGAAAUGAAAAAUACCGAGUUAUCUCGGGCAUUGGACGAAAGACCAUUGUUGUUUGCCACGUUAGGGGGUGGCAUGGUAGCUGUAGAGCCUUUAGCAGGAAAUAUUAUAUGGAAACUCAAGGAUGAACCCGUUGUAAAAGUUCCAAAUCAGCACGCAACUUUGACACCCCAGUUUCUACCGGAUCCACGGCAUGGUUUCCUCUAUAUGUAUGGCCCUCGAGGGGACCAACAGAUGCUAAAAAAACUGCCGUUCACGAUACCAGAGUUGGUAGCGAACGCGCCAUGCAGAUCAUCCGAGGGUAUAUUGUAUACGGGAAAGAAGAGCGACACGUGGUUCAUGUUGGAUCCAUUGACAGGGUCAAGAGAACAUGUCUCAGGUUUUGACAAGUCAAAAAUAUUUAACGGCCAGGAGGGCAACACAUGCGAGCCUGACAAAAAAAGAGGCGUGUAUGUUGCCAGAACAGAAUACAACAUACUGAUGCAUGAUUCGAAGAAUAGCAAUCAAAAGUGGAAUGUAACCUUCUUCGAUUAUACGUCGCAUGCCAUGGGGAAAGAGAUGUUGAACGAUUAUGGUAUAAUUCAUUUUGCUUCUACGUCAAGUGGUAGGCUGAUGUCCUUCGAUCGUAAGACUGGCGAUCUCGUGUGGUCUCAUAAUUUUGAAACGCCCGUCGUGGCCACGUAUUUGCUAGACAGAGAGGGCCUUAUCUCCGUCCCAUUCAAUUCGAUUGGAGAUGACACACUCGAUCAUAUAAUGGAAGAUGCGACUACCUUGCGAAACGGUCAAGGAAUCAAAAACUCUAAUAUAGAAUUAUAUCCUACUUUGUAUGUUGGCGAGCACAAUCAUGGAUUGUACGCAUUGUCCUCACUCGUAGACAAGAACACCAUAACAAUAUCAACGGGCCACACGCAGCCAUUGCUUCUCGAAGGACCAUCGGCAAUAGUGAACUCGGAAAACUCGAAAUACGAGGCAUUCACUAACGUUCAUUACAAACUCAAAGAUUUAAAUCUACACGUAUCCACACCAUACUUAUUACUAGGGCAUUACAAAGUGCCCGAAUUAUUAACUUCAUGGAUGCCACAUUUGCCCAAUUUAAACUUCUGGAAUGAAAACGAACAUAAUGGAUUGAAAUUAAUCAAUGGCCAAGUUCAUAAAGAAACAGGGAAGGACGUCGAGAACGAGACAAAUUUGAAAUCUAGCUCAGUGUCAGUGUCAGUGCAAACUGAAGAUUUUUUCGAGAAUAUGAAUUUUAGACCAGACGUGUGGUAUAAAAAAGUGAACAUGUGGCUUCACCAGCAAGAGAACACAGCUCUAAAGAUGGCGUUGAUAAUCCUCGUCGGGUUAGUUAUCACCAUGUUUUGGUACCUUCGUUAUCAGGCACGUGAAUUCCAACAGUUGUCUCAAGGCGGUUCUCGUUCUUCGACUUCGUCUACGUCAUCCAAUGCAGAGAUCACUGGAUAUCUCGAGGAGAUUGGAGACGGAGAAGUGCGCAUAGGGAAGAUAAGCUUCCACACGGGACAAGUACUGGGCAAAGGGUGCGAAGGAACUUUCGUUUACAGGGGUACAUUUGACAAGAGAGCUGUUGCCGUCAAACGUCUUCUGCCCGAAUGCUUUACGUUCGCCGACCGCGAGGUGGCGCUUCUGCGGGAAUCGGACGCCCACGCGCACGUCGUGCGAUACUACUGCACAGAAAGAGAUAAACAAUUUAGGUAUAUCGCACUUGAACUCUGUUCGGCCACAUUACAAGAUUAUGUAGAGAAAAAGUUAAAUUUUGAGUGUAAGAUUGACGCUGUAGAAGUCCUUAGACAAGCAGCAAUGGGAUUGUCGCAUUUACACUCAAUGGAUAUUGUUCAUCGCGACAUAAAACCCCACAACGUGUUGCUGUCGAUGCCUUCGGGCUCGGGGGAGGUGCGAGCUAUGAUCUCUGAUUUCGGUCUGUCCAAGAAGCUCAAUAUAGGCAGGGUGAGCUUCUCUCGCCGUUCUGGUGUAACUGGCACCGACGGAUGGAUAGCACCAGAGAUGAUUAACGGAGAACGAACGACUACCUCCGUGGACAUAUUCUCGUUGGGCUGCGUUUUCUAUUAUGUGCUAUCUAAGGGACAUCAUCCUUUUGGUGACGUGUUAAGACGGCAAGCCAACAUUCUCACUGGGGACUAUAAUUUAAACCAAUUGGAUAAAGUGUUGCCAGAGGAAGAGGUGUUGGUAACUAAGAUCUUGAUCAGAUCGAUGAUAUCUUCGCGGCCUCACGCACGCCCUCCUUGCGAGACCGUGCUCAAGUAUCCCAUGUUUUGGGGAAGUCAGACAAUACUUAAUUUUUUGCAGGACGUGAGCGAUCAGGUGGAAAGUAGUAUACGGGUGGAUAACACGCACCCGUUAGAGAGGGGCGCCAGGGUGGUACUGAGGGGCGACUGGAGGGCGCACGUGUGCGGCGCGGUGGCGGGGGACCUCCGCCAGAGGCGCACGUACCGGGGCGACCGCGCCGCCCACCUAUUGCGCGCCAUUAGGAAUAAGAAACAUCACUACAGGGAGUUGGAAGCGGAGGUGCGCAACAAACUCGGUAAACUGCCAGACGGUUUUGUCACGUAUUGGCUGCGUCGAUUCCCUUUGUUACUGCCUCACGUAUGGCUACAAAUGCAGCAAUACCGACAAGAGGACAUAUUACAAGAAUACUAUCCGCACUCGUUCGUGUUUAGUCGGGACGACGUUGCCGAGUUCAAUGAGGAUAUUGAAUAUGAUGACGUCAUACCGUCAGAACUAUGCGAUCCGGAUAGAAACGAAUUGUUCGUUAAAAGCAAAGUAUACGUCGAUGAAAAUGAAGAUAAAAAUAGAUAUAAAAAAAUGAACGGGUCACCGCAGAAGACAAACGAUUGGAGGAAUGAUGCGAGAGAGCGAGCGAGACAAGACGACGUCAGACUGAGAGAUAAACAUCAUUAUAAAAAGAAAGAGAAGAAGAAAGAGGAAAUGCCAAUUUGGAGUUUGCCUCCGCAGUGA
This is a messenger RNA of Diatraea saccharalis (sugarcane borer), 3224 nucleotides long. The record is from the annotation of a GenBank genome assembly. Lineage: Eukaryota; Metazoa; Arthropoda; Insecta; Lepidoptera; Crambidae.